Molecule: messenger RNA, 312 nt
Organism: Protopolystoma xenopodis
Lineage: Eukaryota; Metazoa; Platyhelminthes; Monogenea; Polystomatidea; Polystomatidae
Source: the annotation of a GenBank genome assembly
CCUUCUGAAACGACAUUCUUUCAGAGUUGUGGCAUCGCUGACCUAAUCACCACUUGCUACGGCGGCCGCAAUAAGCGGAUUGGACAGGCCCUUGCAACGACGACAAAAUCGGUCCCUGAACUGGAACAGGAAUUGUUGAGCGGUCAGAGCGCUCAGGGUCCCCUCACUGCAUCUGAAGUUUUUCAUGUACUCGAGUCGCAUCAUCUUGAGGAACAAUACCCACUUUUUUCAACUAUACACAAAAUAUGCACUCGCCAACUCGAACCCAGGCAACUUAUCUCCAAACUGCGCCACCAUCCCGAGCAUAUGUAG